Molecule: messenger RNA, 880 nt
Organism: Corticium candelabrum
Lineage: Eukaryota; Metazoa; Porifera; Homoscleromorpha; Homosclerophorida; Plakinidae
Product: 23 kDa integral membrane protein-like
Exons: 1
Coding region: 15-743 (242 amino acids)
Cellular component (GO): plasma membrane
Source: RefSeq, a predicted model, not a curated record
UUGGAUAGGUACGCAUGCGCAGUAGGCCCUAUUGUGCAAAUAUGGAAGCGCUCAAACUGUACAAGCUGUUGCUACUGGUGUUUCAAAUUGUCAACUGCUUAGUAGCCGUUGUUGUUGUAUACGUCGGUGCGGCUUUACUUCAGCACGACGACACUUAUGCAGUCUUUCUAGGAUCUCGCAACGUGGCUGGCCCUGCGGCAGCGACCAUAGUGGCAGGUGUAGUUCUCUUUUCUGUUGGUGCAACAGGCUGUAUCGGCGCAAUAAAAGAGAACACGCUAGCUCUAGCGAUCUUCGGUAUUCUCCAACUGUGCGCUUUGCUGUUGGAGUUGACAGGAGGUGCUAUUGCUAUUUCGUACAAGCAGGAGGCCAAACAGACUGUUCGAAGCCAAUUUAACAGCCACAUGAAGGACUACGACAAUGCCAAAGUGAAAAAGCAAAUAGACGAUGUUCAGAAAGAUCUACAUUGCUGUGGAGCAGAAGGACCCGAGUCAUGGCACAAGAUCAACAUGAGCGUUCCGCUAUCCUGCUGUGAGCACGCCAACAGCACAACUUGCUUGACUAAAAAUUACUGCGACGGCUGCGUGAACUCAUUGUUCAGUUUACUGAAGAAAAACUUGCUUCCAAUAGCUGGUGUCACCAUCACUUUUGCUUUUGUGCAGCUAUUUAGUGUAUCUGUUGGAGUACUGAUGUAUCGGAAAAAGAGAAGAGAAGUUCGCUACCAGGAGAUGGCAGAAAUGGUCUGAACUUGAACAAGGACAGUGACAUGGACUGGAGACUUGAUGUUUACGUUGUGUUCUUAUGUUUUUAUGCCAGUAGUUGGUUGAUGUAUUUAUUAUAGUACAGGACUGUAAAUAACAAGACAUCUUUUUGUUUCUGUAAA